GUCACAGCGUUGACUUGGCUGAACCAUCAACUUUAAAGAGUUCUAGUAAACGUGAAUUUGAGGACGAGGACGAUAUCGAAUCUAACGAAGAAGAAGCUGGUCCUAAAAGUGAAAAACGUGCUGGUCGUCGUAAGAUAAAAAUUGAAUAUAUCGAUGAUAAAAGUAGACGUCACAUUACUUUCAGUAAACGAAAGGCCGGAAUAAUGAAAAAGGCAUAUGAAUUAAGUACCCUUACUGGUACUCAAGUUCUACUUUUGGUCGUAUCAGAAACUGGUCUGGUUUAUACUUUUACCACUCCAAAACUUCAACCCCUCGUCACCAAGCCUGAAGGAAAAAAUUUGAUCCAGGCUUGCUUGAACGCUCCCGAUGCUCCAUCCGGCCAAGAUCCUCCUAAUACGACUCGUUCGGCACAAAACGCUCCUGUCUAUGGAAAUGAUGGUUCUGCUUCUGUAGACGCAAACGGUGAUGUCUAUAAUGAUGACAGAAAGCCACAAACUUCGGGUGGUCAGUUGUCGCAAACUCAGCCGUCGUACGCUCUUGGUUUAAGUCCCUACAAUCAAUAUAGUGGAAUUCCCAACAUGACUUUAGGAACAAGUGGUAUUGCUUCACAAUAUAUGCCAUCCGCUGGAUAUCCACAAUAUGGUCAACAACACUUAAAUCAAUAUGCACCGAAUAAUCCUUACAUGCAACAAUAUUGGGGUCCUGGAGGAAAUAAAGUCCCUCAAUAUUCGAACCAAUCACCUGAAAAGAAGUAG
Molecule: messenger RNA, 755 nt
Organism: Racocetra fulgida
Lineage: Eukaryota; Fungi; Glomeromycota; Glomeromycetes; Diversisporales; Gigasporaceae
Source: the annotation of a GenBank genome assembly